GUAUUGUGAAAAGCGCUAUACUAAUAAAUGUGAAUUGAAUUGAAUAUUAACUAAUGAACCUUGUUAUAAAGUGUUACCAUUUUGUCUAAGUUUAGUACCUAAAUCGACUUUUAAAAAGAAACCCAGCCUGAAAAUUAUUCAUUCUCUGUUUUUACGCCUUUUCCUCAGAGUGAACCAAAUAUGAGCAGUUGAACUGUGUUGAGAUUUAUAAAUACCAAUAUAAUUUUAUUUAUUAUAGUCUCAACAGAGACAUGUGGAAAAGAACUACUAGUGGGAACGUCCUGCAUCAUGAAGCUGAGAACAAAAAACAAUGAGAAACCUUAUGAGAUAAGAUGGACCCAUGACAGAAAUGGCGACAUUCUUCUCUGGAGAUAUGGGAGAAACAAAGUGAAAGCAGCUGAAGGUGUAUCUAAGGAAGAAGAUGGAUCAUUAAGAUUUCAAAGUGUUAGUCUGAAGGACAUGGGCACAUAUACAUAUAUCCUUUAUCAUUUUAAGGCAUUUCAAAAGGACUUUUUCCUGUUUCCUCCAGUUGAUUGUGAAAAGGUUCUGGAACAUUUGCUGUGUUCAGAAGAGCAAUGAUCUUCCAAUACAAUCUGAUAUUGAUGUUCCUCUGUGGCUUCGCUGCACUCUCUGUCUCAACAGAGACAUGUGGAAAAGAUCUACUAGUGGGAACGUCCUGCAUCAUGAAGCUACCAGAAAAAUACAACAACAAAUCUAAUGACAUAAAAUGGACCCAUUUCUCCAGUGACGCCGUAAUUGAGAGGAGAAAUAAGAAGACAAAGUCAAACACUCCAGGUUUAACAAUGGAAGAAGAUGGAUCAUUAAGAUUUCAAAAUGUUACUCUGAAGGACACGGGCACAUAUACAUACACUGUUACUAGUUCUGAUGGUACAGAGAUUGGUAAAGAUAAAGUGGAAAUUAAAGUAUAUGAAUGGGUCCCUAAACCUACAGUGAAUAUCAACUGCACCGCUGAUGGGAAUGCUACUCUCUCCUGUGACGUCGAAAACAGUAAAGAUCCGAGUCUGAAUGUAUCCUGGUAUGAAGAUGGAAAACUCAUCCAGAAUGAAAUAAAGCCUCAAGUGUUCUUGUCAUCUACUCAAGUACAGGAAAAUAAAACAUACUCAUGCGAGACACACAAUCCUGUCAGCGAAGAUAAAAGUGAGAAUAUUACAGUAUCAUGUGGAAACCUUGUCCAUGACGAUGACUCUGGCUUUGACUGGAUCAUCGUGAGCAUCAUAGCCGGCGGAGGAGCCCUUCUGCUGCUGUUUCUCGUCAUCUGUGCAUAUCGAAGCUGUCAGCGAAGCACAAAGCACCAACAAGAUGAUGAAGAUCUUACCCUAGGUCACACCGGUACAAACAGAUCCAAACAGACCGCUAAGGGGCAACUGGCGCCCCCCAUCCCACAAGAAGACCCCAUGCCCCGCAGACCAGCUCCGCAAACCCCGCCUCAAACCCCACCUCAACCCAAAGCCCAGAUCCGUGCUCGACCCCCACCACCACCUCAGGACGAGGAUGAGGAAUAUCUGACUCCCAUACCUCUCCCGAGGAACAAACAGCACUGAACCAAGAGAAAUCACAAGCCAUAUUGACCAAUAGAAUGAGAUGCUUGAAUGUUCACUGAAUGAUAGUAUAUGGGACUUUCCUAGAAUGAUUCCAAAAAUGAUGGGCCUGUUUACACCUGGUCGCUUCAUGCGUUUUCACUGAUCAGAUAGCUAUCCGAUCACGAAAAUACCAGGUCUAAAUGCCCUCUGAAACGCAUUCGAAAUGGAUAUAAAUCCGAUCACACAAACCACUUCAGGAAGUGGUCUGGGACGCAUUCCAGUCAAAACUGAACAGGUCUAAAUGCAUCUGUUUGUUGAAACCACAUAUGUAAAUUUAACUCCUCCCAAAAAUACUAGAAAAUAAAUGUGUGAGUGCGUGUUAUCAUCUUCAUUAAAAGUAAUGAGACUAAAUGAUCUUAUCAGUGCUGCUGCUGCGCUCUCUCCUAUUGCGGUCUUUGAUUUUGAAAUUAGCCGAUGAUCAGUAAAAUGCAGCUCAUAUUUGUUGCAUUCGAUGUAAACUCUAUGAAAUCUGCACAUAGCAUGGGAAUUGAAGAUCGUAUUUAUAUCCGUUUUGUGUGUAAAGUGUAAAUGCAAUCAUUUUUAUAAAUCAGAUAGCUAUCCGAUCAGAGAAAACACAUGAAGUGACCAGGUGUAAACAGGCCCUUUGAUGGUAAGCAUUUUACAACCUGUGCGCUAUACUCCUUCUAUAAGUCUUCUGAAGUCAAUCUGUCAUGAUAUACAAUGCAAAAUAUUGACUUUUUUCUUUGGGAUUAACUAAAUGUAUUCUUCCAAACCAUGUUUUUGCCAUAAAUCAUUAUAAAUACAUUAUUUUUUUACUCAUUAUUUAGAUUUAAACAAUUCGUAAUAUAAUUAUUUAUUAAUUGGCCUGUAAUUAUUUAUAUUUUAGAGUUUUUGGGAUGGAUUUCACGGGAUACUGCUUACUUUCA
Messenger RNA from Megalobrama amblycephala (Wuchang bream), 2488 nucleotides. RefSeq names its product T-cell surface antigen CD2-like. The coding region runs from base 576 to 1562 and encodes 328 amino acids. The transcript is spliced from 6 exons. Lineage: Eukaryota; Metazoa; Chordata; Actinopteri; Cypriniformes; Xenocyprididae. The record is from RefSeq and is a predicted model, not a curated record.